AUGGCGCAUCGUCUCGCGGCGUCCCUGAAGUUCCGGCGCGCGGCGCAGCAUGUGAUGGAGGGCGUCCUCCCGCGCGCCAACCUUGGGGAUACUACUUCUACUAAUGGCGCCGCCCUGGCAGGAGCGAGAAGCGCCGGGAGUGCGGCAGAGCACGCGGAGGCAGCAGCACGGCCGAUCCUGGAGCGUGAGGAGCGGCGUCACGGUGGCAAGCAUCAGCAUCGACAGCAUGAGGAGCCUGCCACGGCCCACCGCCCUUCCCAGACCGCCUCCUCCCUCUACUCCCGCCGCUUCUCCCGCUCAGCUUCCCUCACUCUUCCCCACCUCUCUUCACCCAUUCCUUCCUCACACUCCCCCGCUCUCUCCGCCGGUUCCUCUCCUCCUUUGCCCUCUUCCCCUCCCUCCGCCACGCUCCCAGCUACCGCCUCUGCUUCACGUCCUUCUUCCUGCACCGCUCACCCUCUUGCCUCCAUACUGCCCCCCUCCGUCCCUUCCUCGCACCCCGUCUCUUCCCCCUCCUCCCCCUCCUCCCCGUCUCCCCCCUCCUCCCCAUCCCCCCCCUCUUCCCACUCCUUCCCCUCUUCCCCCUCCUCCCAAACUUCCCCCUCCUCCCACUCCUCGCUAUCCCCCCCCUCCUCCGCUUCCUGCCGCUCGUAUGCCUCCUCCCCCCGUUCCCCCUCCCCCUCCUCUUCCUCGCUUUCACCCCGCUGCCCCGCACCACCCCCUGCGCACAUGCGCAAGUGUCUGCCCCCGUCGCCCAAUGACAGAAGGCUGAGAGAACAGCUGAGAGCAGCGGCAGCAAGGCAGGCCAGCGAGCAGGCUGUGGGAGGCACGGGUGGUGGGAUCUUCUUCUGA
Messenger RNA from Closterium sp. Naga37s-1, 852 nucleotides. The record is from the annotation of a GenBank genome assembly. NCBI's taxonomy places the organism in Eukaryota, Viridiplantae, Streptophyta, Zygnematophyceae, Desmidiales, Closteriaceae.